AUGACUAUUACACUAACCGAUGAGAAAAAACAGAAAAUUGUGAAGGCAUGUAAGGCACUGCAGAGACAGCAAAAUCACACUAUCCGGGAGGUUUCUAAGGUGAUAGGGCUCAUGGUGUCUAGUUUUUCAGCAGUUAUGUAUGGACCAUUAUACUAUAGACAACUAGAGCGGGAUAAAUCUCUAGCUGUUAAAGACCAUAACGGAAACUAUGAUGCACCAAUGGCUCUAUCACCUGUGGCCAGAAUAGAAUUACAAUGGUGGGUAGACAAUAUUGACAAAGCAUUCAAUGUCAUCAACCAUGAACCCCCAUCAAUUACAAUCAAUACAGAUGCAUCAAAAAUUGGAUGGGGUGGUGUAUUGGAUGGUACAACUUGUGGGGGACAUUGGUCACCCCAAGAAUCAGAAGAGCAUAUUAAUUGCCUUGAAUUAAGGGCUGCUCUUCUUUCAAUCCAAUCACUAACACCUGACAGGAGCAAUACCCACAUUAGAUUGAAGAUUGACAACACGACAGCAGUGGCUGCUAUUAACCAUAUGGGCACUAGCCACUCAAUACAAUGUAACAAUGUAGCUUUAGAUAUUUGGCAGUGGUGCAUCAGUAAACAAAUCUGGGUCUCAGCGGAACAUAUUCCGGGCAAAUAUAACAUAGUAGCUGAUAAAGAGUCAAGGGAAAUAAGCAUCAGCAAUGAGUGGAUGUUGAACCCCACACUCUUACAUCAAGCACUUGACAAAUUACAAGUUAACCCAGAUAUAGACAUGUUUGCAUCUAGAUUAAAUGCUCAAUUUCCCAGAUAUAUCGCAUAUAGACCAGACCCAGGAGCACAAUCUAUUGAUGCAUUUUCUGCUCAGUGGAACACUUUCCAAGGUUACCAUUUUCCUCCUUUCAGUGUCAUUUCAAAAGUUCUUCAGAAACUGGAGCAGGACAAGGCAACAGGAGUAGUAGUAAUCCCCAAAUGGAACUAA
This is a messenger RNA of Paramuricea clavata, 960 nucleotides long. The record is from the annotation of a GenBank genome assembly. Lineage: Eukaryota; Metazoa; Cnidaria; Anthozoa; Malacalcyonacea; Plexauridae.